Messenger RNA from Eucalyptus grandis, 5654 nucleotides. RefSeq lists its product as uncharacterized. The coding region runs from base 824 to 3523 and encodes 899 amino acids. NCBI's taxonomy places the organism in Eukaryota, Viridiplantae, Streptophyta, Magnoliopsida, Myrtales, Myrtaceae. The transcript has 12 exons. The record is from RefSeq and is a predicted model, not a curated record.
UUACAUCUUGACACUCAUCUAUCUUGGAAGUUCAUGAUUAACUCAAUCACCAAUUCCGUGAGCGAAUAUCGCAGGUUGCAUUUCCUAAAUUGGAGGCAUUAGAUAUCACUAGCUUGGAUAAUAUUGAGAUGAUAUGGGACAAUAAAGUUGCUGCGGAUUCUUUCCCCAAGCUAAAAACACUUUGUGUGGUUGACUGCAAUAAGCUUGUGAGCAUAGUUCAUUCUUUCAUUCUAAGACGUCUCUUGAGCCUGGAAAGCUUGGAUGCAAGAGGAUGUGGUAUACUUGAGGUUGUUUUUGAACUUCACCCACUAAAUCAUCUAGAUGGACAUCCUAUUGCUCUUCCAUUAAAAGAACUAACGGUAUCAAGUUUACCAAAGCUAAAGUGCAUAUGGGAUAAGGAACUUCACCACCAAAUUAAAUUCCAAUGUCUACGUUAUAUUAGCAUUUCAAGAUGUGAGAGCCUCACCUCUUUAUUUCCAAGCUCAGUAGCCAGAGAUCCAAUCCAACUUGAAAAGUUGAAAAUCGAUGAAUGUGGCAUUGUAGAAAUCAUCGAGAAUGAAGAAGGACUAGUUCCCAAGUUUUUAUUCCCAAUGUUAACCUCCCUUGAGCUUAAGUAUCUAAGAGAGUUGAAGUGCCUCUACACCGGAACACAUACUUCCCAUUGGCCGGCAUUGAAGACCUUGAAAGUGCGUGGCUGUGACAAAGUGGAGGUACUUGCAUCACACUCUAAGAAUGAGAUGCCACUUGAUAAACCACCUUUCUUCUUGAUAGAAAAGGACGCAUUCCCUAAUCUCCAAGAGUUAAAAUUGGACUUAUCGAACGGAUGGAGAUAUGGCAUGGGCAUUUUCCUGAUGGAGAAUUCUUCAACAAGCUUAGAUUUCUUAAGCUUCGUCAUCUCUCCCAGGAGUCUUCAAUAUCAACAUGUCGUUUCGUUGAGAGUUUAACUAGUUUGGAUGAGCUAAUUGUAUGUGAAUCUUACCUAGAAGACCUAAACAACAAUGAGGAAGCCAUAGAAGGCACAAGUCAUGAGCUAAAAGUAAUAUUACCCUUUCCAAGAUAUAUUCGACAUCUACAAACUCUAGAUGUGUCGCAUUGUGAUGGGUUAUCAAAACUGUUCACACCAACAAUUGCUGAAAAUUUGGUGGCACUCACAAAAUUGAGGAUAAGUAAUUGUAGAAUAUUGACAGAAGUCAUUAAUAAUGAGAAAGGUGGGGAGGGGCAUGUGGUGGCUUUCAAUCAAUUGAAGUAUAUGGAGCUUGAUAGGUUGAUAGGGUUGAGAAGUUUCAACUCAGGUGGAUACACUUUGAUAUUCCCGCUCUUGGAAGAUAUCAUUGUGACUAGGUGUCCCAACAUGAAGUUUUUCUCUCAAGGACCGAUAGAGGUAUCAAAGUUAAAGAAAGUUCAAGUAUCAAAAGAAGUGUGGUUUUGGGCAGGAAACCUCAACAUCACCAUCCAAAAUAUGUUUGAAGAAAUGGGUACGUUUGUUGGAGUAAAGAAAAUGUUGCUAUCUGAGUUCCCUGGGCUGAUUGGAAAAUGGCAUAACAAACUUCAUCCCAUCAAGUCACAUUGGCAAUUAGAAUCAUUGGUGGUAGAUAAAUGUCCAUUUAUUAAUGCUAUUCCAUCCGGAUUGAUACUUGUCCUAGACAAUUUGAGCUUUUUGCAAGUGCGCGAUUGCAAGUUGCUUGAAGAAAUAUUUGAUUUGGAAGGGUUGGAGGUUGUAGAAAGCACUCAGGUGCUACCUCAGCUGUGCGAAUUGAACUUGGCCAAUCUACCAAAAUUGAGGCGACUGUGGAACAAAGAUCUUCAAGAAUCAAUACACUUUGAUUCUCUACGUUUUCUUAUCCUUUAUAAUUGUAGCAACUUGGGACAUGCUUUUGCUUCAUCCAUGGCUCAGUGCCUUGCCAAUCUUGAAAAAAUGGAAAUAAAGGAGUGUGGUCAGAUGGAAGGAGUGAUCAUAGAGGAAGAAGGGCAGGGAAGCGCAAUGGAGAAGAUUACAUUCCCGAAGCUCCGGCAGAUGAAACUAGAAUGCUUGCCCAAUUUGACUUGUCUCCUCUUGGGAAAGAAUCAUACAUUGGAAUGCCCCAAAUUAACAGUGCUGAGCAUUACCCAUUGCCCCAAAAUGAGAAGUUUGACUAGGCAAUCUUGGAUGGAGAAUGUCCACAACAACCCUUCACUUUUCACUCCCCAGGUACAAUUUCCUCGACUUACGCAGAUGCAUCUCUCCCAUAUGGACAAUUUAAGCAAAAUAUGGAUUGAUGGUCCUCAAGAAACUUUGACUUUUGAUUGUUUAAGGGAAGUGGAGGUUCAGAACUGUAAGAGCCUUGAAAAUUUGUUUCCGUAUUGGGUGGCUACAAGUUUAAACCAACUUAAAAAAAUUCAAGUGGACUCUUGUGAGAUCGAGGAAAUAGUUGCUAGCAGGGAUGACACUCCACGCUCCAAUACUACUCAAGAUCUUUUCCCAAAACUAACCUCUUUGGUGUUACAUGAUAUGCCACGACUCAAGAGCUUCUGUCCUAACUUGCCCACUUUGAAUUGGCCAUUACUAGAGGAAUUACGAGUGACUCACUGUGACAAACUUAACAUGUUAUCCUUUGCGGCAUCCAUGAACAAUUGGGCUCAAAGAGAUGAUCAACAAGACCUUUCAGAUCAAGAAGCACAUUCUUCAUUUGAGAGGGACUUUCCCAACUUUAAGAGACUUUUAUUAGUCAAUAACAAUAUUCAGAUGAUACAAGAUGGAAAUUUUCCCGAUGACAUCUUUAGCAAACCAAAAGCACUAACACUGGCAUGCUUUCAUGAUGAAAAUGCCAUCUUUCCUUCUAUAUUUCUCUUAGAGAGAUUUCACAAUCUACAAAGCCUUGAGGUAUUCUGUAGCUCCUUUGAAGAUAUAUUCCUGGACGAAGGGCUCGUUGAAGAGGGGAAACAUCCGGUGCUUGAAAAUUUAAGAGAAAUUAAGUUAAACAAGUUACACUACUUGAAGCGUGUGUGGAGAGAAGACUCUUUAGUGUCGAAAAUUAUUCAGAGCAUCGAAACAUUUGAGAUUUGGGAUUGUCCCUGUUUGAUGACAAUAUUUCCAACUGUGGCAUCCUUCCAAAAUCUGACGAAGUUAGUGGUGAAGAAUUCCUCUGGAUUGGUACAUCUAGUAACAGUUUCAACGGUCACAAAUUUGAUGCAUCUCAAUAACAUGACUAUAAUAGGAUGUGAAAAAAUGAAAGAAAUAGUGGCCAAUGAUGAAAUUGGAGAAGGAAAAGUGAUUUUUUUUGGAAAUCUACACUAUUUGACACUCCAAGAUCUGCCAAGCCUAGAAUGCUUCUCCUCCAUCUCGAGUUGCACCUUCAGGUUCCCAUGCUUAUGGACUAUUAAAGUGGAAGAGUGUCCGAAAAUGAAGAGCUUUUCUAAGGGUACGCUAAGCACACCACAACUAUGUUGGCCGCUUGGUUCGGUGAGCUUGUUCAGAUACAAGUGGAAAAGGAAUUGGGGGGAGGGUGAUGAUCUCAAUACAACCAUACAAAAGUUAUCAGCAUAAACAAAUGCACAUAGAAUUGCAUCAUCAACCCUUAUCUAUCGGUCGAUCUCGCCUCCUCCUUCCCUGAACAGCAGGAAGCCAAACAGGGCUCUCCUCGUCCUUCCUGACGCCAGAGGCUCUCUCUGCUGCAUUCACGGAGGAGGGAGCGAAAAGGGAGCGUCGGGAAUUGCCAGGACUGAGAGAAGAUGGCACUGCUGAGUCUGGACAGUUAGUCCUCCACUCACUUCAUCCAAGAAGAAGAUCAUUCUCUCUCUCCGCAUCUGUAUCCGACGAAUCAGACCUUUCCUCAAUCGUCGUCGUCUUCUUCAGCUAGGGCUCUGCUUUUUAAAUUCGUUCCGUGUAAAUUUCUCAGUCCGCUACUUCAGAUCAUGGACCAAUAGAGGUCCUCCACUGACAUCAUCAAAGAAGAAGAUCACUCUCUCUCUCUCGUUCUCUCGCUCUCUCUCGCACUUGAACCCGGCAAACUCGACCUGGAAGGCUUCUUCUGACUGUGUGCCCUAUUGCAUUCUGGGAGCAUAGAUUGGACCUUGACUUUGGAUUAAUGGCUUUCGUCAUUUGGUUUAUUGUCUCCUGAAACUAACAAGAAUAUUAAAAAUGUUCAAAAGGAUGCUUUUGAGAGCAUGGUGCAAUUAUUUGGCGUGUAGAAUUGGAAAAAUGUGAUGAGAUGGUUUGUUUAGUAAAGGGUUUGAAUGAAUAUGCAGAGCAUUACUCUAUCUGUGAGGUUCAAUUUUUGGUCUUCUAAUAUGAAGGGGACUCCAUUUCCCGUGUCACCAUAAUUGAUGAGAGGAUGUCCGAGAUAGAAUAUCUGCCAAUCAGUGUUGAUAUGAGGAACCAAGCCUCAGCAAUUAUGGAAUUGUCUUGCUGAAAGUGGAAAAUGCCUUUGAUUGCCAUGACCUUUCAGUCAAGCUUAAAGUCUGGGGGGAUGAAUUGCAUUCAGCCAAGUGUCCUCGGUUUUGUAUGGAAAUCGAAUUUGAUCAGGUUUGCAAAGUCCAUGGCAGUUCCUAUGUAGAGUUUGGGAGGGACAGAAGUUCCAAUUGCUCAUCACAAGAUUUUCCAGGAACUCUCCACGUCGUUAGGCUAAGAGAAACUGUGUUGGAGCUAAUUCAUUCUUGUAAUGUUUCUUUGUCUAUAGCUCUCCCCCGUGUACAUAUGUAUGUGUUGGGGAGUCUCAUAAAUAAUGGAAACGAACCGAGCCAGUCAUAUCAGAUUUCAUUGUGGUGAGAAUGGAUUGGUGUGUAUAUAGGCCUCAGGAAGCUAGACCAUUAGCAAGACUCAGAUCUAUAGAUUUAAGGUGCUGUAGGUAAGCUGAGAGAGUCAAGCUUGUGAAGAGCUCUUGAACUGGCCAGCAAAUUUAUACUCGAUUAUCCUUUCUUCCAAAUUGUGGUGAGGUGAAUAUAUCUGAAGAAAAGCAAUAUGGGAGUUCCUGGUUCAUUCCUAAAGAUGCACUUUAAGAAAAGCCCGCAGACCAUGGCUCUCAUAUUUCAAGACAAAGCAUGGCAUUGAAGCUCACCAGCCCUGAACAUCAUGGAAAGCUAUUAGCCCGCAGGGCUGCAUUCAUGAGAGAAACUUCUCUGAAGGCAGAAGAGGCGUGUGUUUGAGCUCUACUGAAAAGGACAAUUCGUGUUCGGACUAUCCAACUUCAGAACCACUGAUAAGACUUGGCUGAAUGAUAAUACUAUGCAAUACAAUAUAGCAGAGGAAGUUUCGACUUAGCUCACUUUUGGUGAGAAUGUGACUUUCAGAAUGGCUCGGCUGAAUUCUUCUUCCAAGUCGGCAAAAUGGACAAAAGCAUGAGCUUUGUUCCAAUGAAUGAAAUGGUCCUGAAUGUGUACGAUGCCUUUCCUUGAUCCUAGACUCAAUAAUCACCAUGAGGGCACGAGUUGUGAGUCGGAGGAAGCUGAUUACUACUUUUGAUUCUGUAACUUCCAUUUCAGGAGACAAUCUCUAGAAUCUAGGGCUUCUUCAAGGUUUCCAGUGGCUCAACCUGACCUUUAGAAUUGUAGAGGGUAGUAACAUCGGAUACACUUCCCCUAAGCCAUGUACCAAGUCUAAAUUUCAAGGUGUAACCAUGAUUUUACAAGCUCCGAUGAACUUAAUCAGAUUCUGUUCAUUCUCUUUUUGAUUUCUUCAA